This is a messenger RNA of Aspergillus calidoustus, 588 nucleotides long. The record is from the annotation of a GenBank genome assembly. NCBI's taxonomy places the organism in Eukaryota, Fungi, Ascomycota, Eurotiomycetes, Eurotiales, Aspergillaceae.
AUGGCCAUAUUGUCGUUGAUUGGUUGGUAUACUCUUCCCAAGUAUGCGACGAAUCUAGUCCUGUAUGUCUACUACGGCCUCACUAUUCGCGCCGGUGAUCCAAAGCCCCAACCGGGCACGCCGCGAUAUAACCGGGACCGUCGGAGGAUUUUCGUCGCAAUCGUGACCACCUACCUCCUCUAUAACCUCUUUGAGGUCUACCAGAAAAUACAGACAGAGGGGGAUUUCUACCAAGCCCUGGGAGUGUCUCCUUUGUCCGAUGAAAGAGCAAUCAAGACACGGUUUCGCCGGUUGGCUGCCCAGCACCACCCAGACAAGCUUGGUGCUGGGAGUUCGAGCGAUUACUUUGUGUAUUUGAAGCAAGCUCAGGAUACGCUGACCGACCCGGUGAAGCGAUAUGCCUACAACAUGUGGGGAUCCAGGAUCCUCGACUGGGGAAAGAUUGACACGAAGCAUGGCUAUUUUCUAGCUGGGUUGAUGAAGUCUGUACCCGGAUAUCUGGUCUCGUUCUGGAUGCUCUUGCUCUUGAAUUAUACGUGGUGGUCUGACUGGGGUCGCUACGUAAGUUUCAACCCGGAUACUGUGUGA